AUGUGUACUCUAAGUCAACUUUUCUCGUCUCUUCAUUUAAUAUUCUUUAGUCUGGAGCUCAAGAUAAUCGGUGAGUCCUUUCAAUGUGUCAGAUUCGACGUAUGGGGAUUUUUAAGUGAUCUUUUUCGCAAGGUGUGGAACUAUGAAGGUAUUAAAAUGAUGACGUGCCUCCGAAUUCUUGCAGGAGUUUCCAGUAAAUUGUCCGCAUCGGAGAUUGAAAACCAUUUAGAACAAGGCAAACAAUUAUUGUCUUUAGGACAACUCAGCGAUGCUUUAGUGCAUUACCAUGCUGCUGUAGGUAAGUAAAAAAGUUGGGCCUUUUAUCUUGACGGAGUGGUAUAUUUCUGAUCGAAUCGAACCGGCUUGUACCCUGUGAAUUUGUACCGGUGCGAAUUUUUAUUUCAUGUCCUUUGACGACUGUAAUUUUUAACUGUUUUGAUCACGCUUCUUAAAUUUCAUCAGUUUUAUUUCUUAUUUUCUAUAAAUUGCAAUUUUCAGUUGGUGUUAAAUAUAUAAUAAACCAAAUCCGAAGUCGAUCUUGUUUGGUAGUAACUGUAGUAACCUACUUAUAAAGAUUGCGAUUGUUUUAGCAUUCGAAUUGGAUACCAUAUAAUUAUUUCCGUUUCCCAGGCUAUUCUUACCCAAAUUUGCAGUUUAUAUUGGCUUUCUGUGGAGCUAAAACCGCUAUGUUUAUAAUCGGCGAUAUGAAAUAGAUUUGACAUUACACAGCGAGUAACAUUAGUCUACAGAUCGUUAUUUAUAAACAUUCAGCUAUUAAUAUAAGUUUUGAUAGAUACCCGUUCCUCAAAGAAUUAGUAGUAGUUAAGAUAAAAAGGUUUGUUUCAUACAGGUUAAAAAGAGCUGAAAAAUAUAAGUAUAAUUUUCGUUGGGAAAUCAGCUGAUUUUGACAUAAUAGUACCGCGUGAAAGUUGCGCCAGUGAUUUAAUGAGAAUCCGACCAAUAGAAAUUUGCCAGGCAUCGUAUUUUGUAGGUUGCAAUGCAAAUACCUCUGGUUGAUUCAGCACUGUUGAUAAUUUUUUCCCUGAAAGAUGAUAAUUAUAAAAGUUGUAUAAACCUAAGGCUGAGAAGAUUCAGGAUUACUGGAAAUGAGGAGCAUUCCCCCUUGGAAAUUUCUGUUUAGGCUCCUGAAUGUUGAUUUUAAUAUGUUGCUUUGUGAGGCAUUUUAAAAAAAGCAAACAACUUUAUAUUUAACUUGCAGAUAUUCACUUUUUAUUGCCGUAGUUAAAAAGCUAUCUGUCAUCACCUAUUUCCUAGCUAAUUACGACCACCUAUUGCCACAAUUAGUUUGUGCUAUUGGUAAUUAACUGAUUAAAGAUUGUUUUUGCAUUUCUUUUUUAGAGGGUGACCCAGACAAUUUUUUAACAUAUUUCAAAAGGGCUACAGUUUUUCUUGCCAUGGGUCGUUCAAAGGCGGCAUUACCUGACUUGGAUCGAGUUCUAGAGCUUAAACCUGACUUUUUCCAAGUAAGUUCCUUUCCUAUCCAUAAUGCAGUUUUACAGGUUGACUGACAACUUCAGAGGCAGUGAUCCCUGUGUUAUCCUUUUUUUCUUUCUUGUUUUUCUGUCAUCCUUGAUCUAGCCUGGGUUGCAGACAUAACCUAACCUCCGUUAGUAAUGUCUGCAAAGCGGCCAUGAUAUCCAUGUUUUGGGCCUCCAGGGGUUUUAAGUAGCCAGCAGAUUUUAAUAGAGUAACCGACUGUAUCGACAGUCCACAUUUUCAAAGGGUGUCUGGGGGCAUGCCCCCUCAGAAAAUUUUAAAAUUGUAAAGCCCUAAUAAGCAGUUAUUUCCAGCAUUUAGGGGACUAAAUUGAGUUUUAAAGAGUGAGUUUUCUAGUCAAGAAGAUUUGGGUUUUAUUCAAAUUUUGAUUUAUUAGUCAGACAAUUAACUCCUACAAGCAAUGAACAAAUGAUAAUUAUACUAAGUUAUGUACAUUUCUGCAUGAACAAAUUCUGUUUUUGCCCAUGACAUUAUUGAAACUAGCUACUUCUAGUUCGGGAGAAAAAGUAGCCGACUUCUCUGAGCAAUGUGGCUGACGCGUUUCAUCAGUAGUUGGUGCUUAUUGAAACCCCUGGGCCUCCAACAGACUACAGACAGACAACAUUUUGAAUUUCAAUUCCCUUCAACAUGAUUGGCAAUUGAUGAUGGCAUUUCUAACAGGCCAAUCAUGACACAUAGUAAAAUCCUGGUACACAGGUGGGGUCCUGGAGCAAGGGAUUUCAGCACUGUUUUGCAAACAGACUUAACCAGAGGAUUGGUUUCUUCUGUUGCGCAGGGUACCAUGACCAUGUGGUUUGUAUUGUCCCUACUUAGUGGUUAUACACCGCUAUUACAGUUGUCACACUUUAAUAAAGGUAUCAUCAUCAUCAUCAUCAUCAUCCCUCUUUCGGGUUUUGUUGGGCUAAGUAAGUUGGAAUUAGUAAUAGAGGUGAGUGAUCUUGAUAGAUAAUUUAUAAAGAUUGUUGUUUUCCUUGUUUUUUUCUGUAGGCACGGUUACAACGAGGAAAUGUUUUACUCAAACAAGGAAAAUUAGAUGAAGCACACAUUGAUUAUGAAGCAGUGGUAAGUUUAACUUUCUAUCAAAGGGCAUUGUUUAUAAGUUAGUCUAGUAUAUAUAAUUGUUUUAUACCUAUUUCUGUGAAAAUUAUAAUCAUAUACCCACACAGAAUGUUAAUUUACUACAAAAUAACAGUAGUAAAAUAAUCUUAUUGUUUUUUAUUUGAUUGUCAGCUACGGAAAAGCCCUGAUAAUCCUGAGGCACUGCAGCAGGUUUGUAUGCAGUUGGAAAGAUUUCAAAAAUAUCAACUUUUUCCAUGUUACAACCUAUUUCCUUUUCAAUUGUCUGAAAUGUUUUUUUUGUUUGAUUUUCAGUUAAGCAUAAUAGAACCCAUCAAAAGAGAUGUCAUAGAAGCUAGGGAUGCAAUGAACAUGGGGGAUUACCCAAGAGCAAUAGAAUUUUUAGGAAAAGCAAUAGAGGUACUAAUAAUAAUUUUGUCAAUAAUCAGUUAUUGUUUAUGUUACAGGUCAAAAUUAUAUCCAGGUUGAAUUUUUUUUAACCUAGGUUGAUUCUCAAUUUCCUUUGUCCCCUAGCCCUAAUUAUUUAUGAAAUGGGGAUGGGAGAGAAAGGAAAUAUUGAGAAUCAACCUAGGUUAAAAAAAAUUUAACCUGUAAAAUUUAUAAUAACACAAUACUAAUAAUGGAAAUGGACGGACUUGACUAUCCUAACCGUAACCCCUAACCCCCUUGUCAUACCUGCCCGUGACUACCCAACCACAGCGGAGUGAAAGGUGCUCUGUGUCCUUUGAUCUAAUCUUUGGAUGCCAACUUAUAUUUUGCUCCCUCUAUUGUUUUUUGGACAAUCCUCACUAAGUACAGGGUAUAAGGUUAUCGUUGCCUAACGUUUUACAGAGUCAAUUCCAAAAGCUUACAUAAUUUAUUGCAUAAGAUACAGGUAGAUCUAGGAGCAUUCAACUGCAAGUUAAAUGUAUUUGUUUACUUUUUCUUAAUUCCAGAUUGCUCCUUGGGAUCCUGAUCUCAGAAUGAUGAGAGCUGAUUGUCAUAAACAAAUGGGAGACUAUAUCAGUGCUAUUUCAGAUAUCAAGUGAGUGUUAAUUAACUACAGAAGCAAUGCAGCUACAUUCCUACUCACUGCCAGCCUUUUAAGACAUAAUUACAAAUAAUGGGAAAUUAUAUAACAUUUUUCAUUUCAUAUAUUUUUUCCAUUUUUUUACCAGGCCUACUACAAAGUUGAUAAGUGAUAAUACAGGAGCAUACCUUCAGCUUAGUGAAUUACAUUAUGAUAUGGGUGAAUUGGAAGAUGCUCUGAGGUAGGUUAUGUAGUUUUUAGUCUGUUUCAUCACUUGCAUUUUAUUAUUGUUCAAACCAAUGUUUUACAAGCCAGGUGGGAUUCCAGAAUUAUGACUUUUUUACUUCUUAAUUUUACAAGUACUGACUUGAGAGUGAUGAGAAUCCCUGCUUAUAAUUUUCCAGCUAAAAUUGAACUUAAAUGCUUUAGUGUUGGUUUUGUUUUAAAAUGCGUCCAUAUGAUUUUUUUUUUCAGAGAAAUUCGAGAAUGUCUGAAGCUUGAUCCUGAUCACAAGGAAUGCUUUCCUUUUUACAAGGUCAGUAUUAUGCAUUUAGUACAAAUUGUUAAAGCAAGUUCAACAAGCCACUAAAUAAUGACAGCAAACUAGAUAAACAGUUUUUGUUGCAAUUUCCUUUUCGUCUAUGACACUCAAAGAGCAUUUAUUUCGUGGAGGUGUUGGUAUGUUGGUAUGUUUUGCCACAGAAAAAUUUGCUACGCUGCCAACAAAAGUUUUUGUGCAAAUCCAUCAGAUGGACUGUGGGCAAAAUUUACUCGUAAAUUACAAGUAGCUCAAUAAUAAGUAUCUUUCACCAUUUUUUGUAGAAAAUGAAGAAACUAAAUAAACAGAUGACAACAGCACAGGACUUGAUCAACAGGGGCGAGUAAGUAGUGAAAAAAUUGUUAUUUUACAAAGACACUUGGUCAUACCCUGCAUCAUGGACACACUUCCUAAAAGCAAAGGAUUGAUUAAGUAUGUCGAUUUUCAACCAGACCAAUUUAAAGCAAAUUUUGAGAAAAACUUAAAAGAAACUUGUUGGUAUCCCUGUUAAGGGAAAUUCUCCUUGGACAGGACUGGGUAACCUGUGGUAUUUCACCACCAAGAAGUAACGUUUCAAGUAAUGUAUUGCUUGCUUUAUUGCAGAUACGAAGAAGCAUUAUCUAAACUAAAGCAGGCGCUCAAAACAGAGUCUAGAAUCCCUUCUCUGGCGGGAACACUUAGGCGACAGAUGUGUCACUGCCAUCUGAAGGUGAAUGUCAAACUCCUCGGAGAUUAUUCUUUAAAUUUAUUCUCAAGACCUUUACUUGACUUGGGUGGAUAUUUUGAGGGGAAAUUAAAUGCUGUUCACUCUUGCCCUUUAGGUCACAAGAGUGACCAACAUCAAUUUUCUCCUAACAACAUCAGCAGAUCAUCAAAAAUAAAGGUUAUGAGAAUUACUAAAUUGAUUACCAAAGGGAGAAUGCUUUGAUCUUAAACCAAAUUCUCUCAACUAUUCUCAAAAGAAAUGUAUGGAGACUUCUGGAGAAUUUGUGUGUGGAUCUUUGGCCUUAAAGAGUUACUUAGGGUUAAAUAAUCGUGAGUUUUGAGCUAAGACAGGGAGGGUGGCCUUGCAAUAUGUUCAAGUUGCAUGUGGUCAGAGGUUUAAUGAAAUUUUCUCUGCUUUUUUUAAUGUUUAGCUUCAAAAUCCGAACGAUGCAAUCAGACAGUGUAACGAAGCCUUGAAACUUGAUGAAAACGAUGUUGAUGCACUUUGCGACAGAGCCGAGGCUAAUAUACUUAAUGAACAGUACGAUGAAGGUGAGUUCCUUUAAUUUCAUUACCAAUUAAGAUGCACCAAACUUCUAUUUUUACACUACAUUGUAGGUUAGAAACUGCACGCUCUCUUAUCCUCUUACCUGAAAAGAUUAUUUUUUCUUGUUACAUUUGUCAAGUCUGCCUAUGCGUACAUUUGGGUGUUUUCGUUUGGCCACCUUUCAAUACUCUGCAUUCUCUAAUCGCCAUCAUGUCAGCUAGUAUGACAGUGAAAAAAACGAAAGAGCACUUGCAUACUUGCAUAUGUAAGACUAACGAGAUUUUGAUUUUAAUAUCUUUUGUUAAACUUGGACAAACGUUUUCUUUCUUCACAGCUGUAAAUGAUUACCAAAAAGCGAAGAACAUUAAUGAGCACUUACACAAGGUAGGCCGGUGAAAAAAUUUCUGGAUUUUCCCUUAAAAUUUUAGACAGAUGAAGAAAAGUCUGUAUGUGCGGAUUUAAACUUUUCAACCCCUUGUUUGUUUGUUCUUCCCAGGUUCAGGAAGGACUUGAAAGAGCACUGAGACUACAAAAGCAAUCUAAGAAACGGGAUUAUUAUAAAAUAUUAGGCUUGAAAAGGUAACGUUUUUUUUGUGCCAAACGCUACAUUGUAUUUAGCUCCCGUUUCUCCCGAGUAUCGAAAAUAAUUUCGUGAUUUCCUUGUUCGGUGUUUAAUUUGCCUUAGACUGCGGUAGAGCUGGCCGCUGUUGGAAUUGCGCUAGUCUGCAGAGCGGGAGGUCGCUGGUUUGGUCCUCGGGGCCGGACCAACACUCAUUGAGUACUGCCUUUGCCUAGUAAACGGCUACAUCCUCGCGCGGCUCGGUGUAGAAGUCGUGGUCCCGUCUCCAGAAGGAGACCUAAAAUAAGUGCCCCCAAUUAGUACUUUCUUGGCUUUGUCAUUGGCUGAAAAUCUCACGCCUCUCCCCCAAUCAGAAACAAUCACGACUCACCUGCUCCCGUGCUUUUUCCCGCGCUUUGCGUCAGCUAAUCCCUUAUCUGAUUGGUUCUUAUUUUUCUACUUGAAUGCCGAUUGGCCAAAUUGAUCACUUUUUGACUGUUUUUAAAAAGACACUGUUAUUGGCCAUUUCCAAGUUCCAAAAACCCUUAGCUUUCAAAUGAGACUAAAGGCAAAAAUGAGUCUCAUUUGCCUGAGAAUUAAAAAUCACUGUCAUAUCAAAAGCUUCGCGCUUGCCCUCGUUUUAAAGCAAAGGCUUAGGCAACGUUGAAAUCUCAUCACUUUUACACUGUAUCUCACUAGUCGUUUGCUUAUCUUGAUUUUUAGGACAGCAACAAAGAGAGAAAUAAUGAAAUCUUACCGCAAGUUAGCUGUGCAAUGGCACCCUGACCAUUACGAAGGCGAUGAUAAGAAAAAAGCCGAGAAAAUGUUCAUUGAUAUCGCUGCCGCAAAAGAAGUCUUGUCUGACCCAGGUAAGAGAAACUCAGUGCUCUGUGUUCUGACGGCUUUUCAUUCGAACAGUUAAUCGCAAACUGACCUUAGUCAAGAACAUUUACACUUAUUGUAUCGUCAGUAGGUGACAAACAAAAACAACGCCACAGUAUAGUACUGUUCAUUUGAAUUGUCACACUUAACACAAAGCAUAAUUUAACAAGUUAACAAGGAGAUAAUGGCAAAAGAAAAUGGAACUCACCUUUUUACGUUUGGUUGGUUAUUUAGUGGGUUUUCUUUCUUCCAACUCAGAAACAGAGCCAUGACGUCGUCCUUGAAAACUUUGAAAUUAGACAAACAACAACUGUACAUGCGUAACAUUCAAAUUAGCAAUCAAACUUCGCAUGAUUGCACGUGCACGAAAGACUCGUCAAGAACACACUUUGCACGUGCGGUAAGAUUCAGAUUCGCAAAACAAUAGGUGGUUUUCAUGCAAUCUCGGGAGACGCAAAUAACAAUGGUGAAAUGAACAAAUGCUGGUGGACAAACAAAGCGAGCUAAUGAGCGAUCUUUUCUUUACCGUCCACCAGCAUGGCGGCGAUGACGUAACGUGAAAAGCACCUAUAGAUUUAACCCAAAGGUUCUUGCUAUUAAAGAGGAAAGUUGAAAGUUGAGAAAGGCUUCGACGUUUGGAGAUGACCUCAACAAGCGUCAAGGAACAAAUGAGACUUAGCCGGUUCGCAGACCGUCUAUUUUCUCUUAAGAGAUCUUCGAGCGUGGCUAGACAGGCUAGGAGACUGGAUAGACCUACAUUUUUAGACAUGGCUUCUCAGAAACAAACGUGCCCGUAUUUACUACAAGCGACUCCAGUGAAUAAAAUUUAUCUCUUUUCUUUUCAACAGAAAAACGUGCGAAAUACGACAGUGGUGAAGAUCCACUCGACCCAGAAGCCCAGCAGGGUGGUGGUAACCCUUGGCAACACGGGGGAUUUCCAUUCGGCGAAGGAUUCCAGUUCAAAUUUCACUUUAACUAAAUUGUCAUCCUCCAGUUCCUUAGAUUUCAAUUUAUUUGAAUUGAUGUUCCUGUGAUGACAAAAGAGACGGAAAGAAUUCUUCCGCAUGCAACUACAGCGAUUAGAAACAAUUAUAACAAUUUUAUAGAACUAUAAUAGUUACGAUGGUUAUGAAUAGUCAUUAAAUUAUCGUAAUUAUUAAAGUAACCUCACAAAACCAUUUACUAACUUAAGUCACUUUACCACCAGCAAGCUUUGCCUUGUUCUCUUGAAUAGUUUCUAUGUACGUUCAGAACAUGGAAACUAGUAAAAAAAAAACUUCAUUUAUUUUGCGUUUUCAGUGACAAGCAAAGCUUGCUAGUUGAAAUGUGGCUUAACCGGUACAUCUUUGUGUUUCGUAAACUUUUACGAGCUGAGAAAUAAAGUUUGUGGAUAAAUCUUUUCUUACAAUCCUACUUGAGUUAACGUUUUGACGUUGAAAUUGUACAGAGGUUUUGCUAUUCUUGUAAAUUCUAAGGGUGUAAGUUAACUAAGCUUCUUUGCUUUUGGUCUCGAGUUUACGAUGUUCCCAAGCAACAGUUGCUAUGUGAAAUA
Porites evermanni is the source of this 8387-nucleotide messenger RNA. The record is from the annotation of a GenBank genome assembly. Lineage: Eukaryota; Metazoa; Cnidaria; Anthozoa; Scleractinia; Poritidae.